AAUUGUCUAUAGUGUCUUUGUAUUCUGGGCUUAUCCCAGUGCAGAUAUCAUUCCUGUUGCCCUAUACGUAUGAAGGAUGAAUGGCAUAAGAGAAAUUUUUGAUACUGGAAUCCGGCAGAACAUUUUCACGAUGCUCUCCCGGAAAGGGAAUAUCAUUGGCAAAGGAAAAAGGCGGAUUGGUAUCCUCAUUUCUUUUAUCGUACUUUCUUUUUUCUCCUUUACUUGGUAUUGGUCAAAUGAAGGCAAGUGCAAUCCCUUUACUGCAUACUCAUGCUGGACUGGAAUGCCGUACGAUCAGCCAAAUCCCUUCAGGCCUUCGAAAGUUGGUUUCAUGGUAUUAACCCCUUGGCUGGCCCCAAUCAUUUUUGAUGGCACCUACAACCUUGAUGUUCUGAAUGCACAGUUCCACCAGAGAGGUGUCCGCGUUGGUCUUACAGUGUUUGCAGUCAGAAAAUACAACAUUUUUGUCAAGAGUUUAAUUGAAACUGCUGAACAAUUUUUCAUGGCGGGUCACAAGGUCAAUUAUUACGUAUUUACGGAUGAUGUCCGAGCCAUUCCUAAAAUCAUGGUGAAGGAGGGGAGGAGCCUGGUGAUCCUGAAAAUCUCAGGCUACAAACGCUGGCAGGACAUCACCAUGAGGCGCAUGCAAUUUAUUCAUGACUAUAUUGCUGAGAGGUUGAUCAAUGAGGUUGACUACCUGGCUUGUUUGGAUGCUGAUAUGAAGUUCACAGAUAAUGUGGGUGUAGAGAUAUUAGGAGAUUUGGUUGGAGUCAUACAUCAUGGCUACUUUGGAAAACCACGUAUAGAAUUCCCCAAUGAGCGUAGGAAUAAGUCUGAAGCCUACAUUCCUGUUGACACGGGGGACUUUUACUACACAGGGUGUUUCUUUGGAGGGAGGGUAGAAGAGGUCUACAAACUGACCAACUUCUGCCACAAUGCUAUGAUGGAAGACAAGGAAAAAAACAUUGAGGCAAUAUGGCACGAUGAAAGUUAUUUGAACAAAUAUUUCCUGUAUCACAAACCAACCAAACUGCUCUCCCCUGAGUAUGCAUCGAAUGACAAUGGCCCAACCUAUGUUAUAAAAAGAAAAAAGAUCAUUCAUGUCCCAAAAAAUUACAGAGUCAUCCGAAACUGACCAGGAGUUGAGAACAAAAGGAGAUAAUACCCAGAGAAUAAUCCAAGACCCAUUGAGACCAUAAAGAGAAAAUACCCAGAGGAUUAUCCAGAUGGACCUGAAAAAUAUUUUUAAAAAUUCUCUUUUUUUAUGGAUCCGAACUUUGUUUUACAGAAUCGUUAGGAUGUAAACAUUGUCCACUCUCUUUCAAAGACUGAAAUAUGAAAAAUUAUAAGCAUGUUUAUGGUGAUGGGUUGUUGUAUUGACACAUUUAUAAAGCUAAAUCUAGAUAAUA
Molecule: messenger RNA, 1409 nt
Organism: Xenopus laevis (African clawed frog)
Lineage: Eukaryota; Metazoa; Chordata; Amphibia; Anura; Pipidae
Gene: abo.6.L
Product: ABO blood group (transferase A, alpha 1-3-N-acetylgalactosaminyltransferase; transferase B, alpha 1-3-galactosyltransferase) gene 6 L homeolog
Exons: 6
Coding region: 77-1135 (352 amino acids)
Source: RefSeq, a predicted model, not a curated record